This is a messenger RNA of Ornithorhynchus anatinus (platypus), 1366 nucleotides long. RefSeq names its product leucine rich repeat containing 26 (gene LRRC26). Bases 251 to 1366 code for a protein of 371 amino acids. NCBI's taxonomy places the organism in Eukaryota, Metazoa, Chordata, Mammalia, Monotremata, Ornithorhynchidae. The transcript has 3 exons. Gene Ontology annotation, cellular component: voltage-gated potassium channel complex. Gene Ontology annotation, molecular function: potassium channel activator activity; transmembrane transporter binding; voltage-gated potassium channel activity. The record is from RefSeq and is a predicted model, not a curated record.
GAGCCCGGCCCAGGGCAGGAACCGCCGGAGCCCAGCAGCCGGAGAGAUAAUAUUUGGCCAGGGCAGGGCAGCCGAGGGGGCGCGGGCCUGCCAGCGGAUGGACGGACGCUGCCCCGCAGGGCGAAGCCCACCCCGCGCCCAGGAGGCGGGCCCCCCUCGCCGCCGAUCGCCCGAACCCCGGGGGCCUGCGCCGUCUGGGUGAGUGAGGGCGGGGGUCCCCGGCCGGCCCCCGGCGACCCUGCCCCUCCUCAUGGCUGACUCCCUCUCUUUUCCUGUCCUGCUGUUGGCGCCCUUCCUGGCCUUAGCCCUGACGGUGACCCCUGCUCCUUCUCCGGGGCCUUCUCCCCCCAGACCCCCCGGGCCCUCGGGCUCCCAGCCCCCGGCCCCGUUUCUGACCCGGUCUCCAGCCCCCUCCGGGUCCCAGCCCCUCACCCUGUCCCUGGUCCAGCCUUGGGCCUGCCCCGAGGUGUGCGUGUGUGAGGGCCGGGGCCGGGUGGACUGUGCCGGUCAGGGUCUGCGCUCCUUGCCGGGCAGCCUGGCUCCGGACACCCGCGUCCUGGGCUUGAGACGCAACCAGCUGGGCUCCCUGUCGGCCGGGGCCUUCUCCUGGCUGCCGGCUCUGCUCCGACUGGACCUGAAGGACAACGGGAUCCGGGCCGUCCACGGCCUGGCCUUCUGGGGCCUGGGGGCCCUGCGCGUCCUGGACCUGAGCGCCAACGAGCUCCACGCCCUGGAGCCCGGGACCUUCCUGCCCCUGCGGGCCCUCCGCGUCCUCGACCUGAGCGGGAACCGGCUGGGCCAGCUGGCCCCCGGGGGGGUGGGCCCGCUGCCCCUGCUGCAGGCGCUGACCCUGAAGGACAACGCGCUGGUGGCCCUGGAGCCGUCGGGGCUGGCCGGGCUGCCCCAGCUGCGUUGGCUGCAGCUGCACGGUAACCCCUGGAGCUGCGAUUGUGGAAUCCGGGAUUUCCGCGACUGGCUCCGGAGCCACGGCCAUCAAGUGCCAGGAGCGGAGUCCCUGCUCUGCGCGACCCCCGAGCCCCUGAGCUUCAGCCCGGUGUCCGCGCUGACCAACGCGUCCUUCAGCCACUGCCGGAGCCGGCUGAGCCUGCCGGAGCUGGCCGUCGUCACCCUGCUGGGGCCCGCCUCCUUCCUGGCCAGCCUGGGCGGCUGCCUGCUCCUGGCCUCCCUGCGGACCCUCUGCCAGCCUUGGGCCCGCCCCCCCCACCGGGCAAGGACCCUCUUCGCCGGCCGGGCUCGGGUGGAAGAGGACGCCCCGCUGCUGACCGACGGUCAAGGCUCGGAAUCCGGCCCGGAGCCUCCCCCCGCGGCCGGCCCCCCGGCUCUACCCUGGCAGGAGGGGCAGUGA